AUGACAUCGCCCGCUAAUACUUCAAUAUUAAUGGGAUUCCUACAAUUGGUGUCAAUGGAAAAUGAAAUAAGUCUGACUUUGGGUGAAAUAUUAGAAACUGUCAAAGAGCAGCGAAAUUUUCACACACUAAUCUAUGCCCAGCAUGAAGAACAGGCGUGUAAUUCGGGUUCAGGAAUUUAUAAUGUGGACAAGGUUACACAGGUGUUAAACACCCCCGUAUUUCAGUUAAAAGGAAAUACCAUCUAUUAUUUAUGGCCAAAUUUCAAUCGAGAACUUAUGGCCAUUGUGCCGAUUUGUGGUCAGGAAAAUGCGGAUAAAGAACGGCUAACAACAUUGUGGAAAACGUUAAGACGGGUUGUAAAGUCACGAUUAUUGCUUUUGUGCCGCAAUAAUGAAACGGAAAACUAUAUUUGGAAUAUAAUGGAGUUUUGCAAAGAUAAUAAAGCCGUUAAUAUGAUGGCCAUUAAAGAGAAUUUUUUGGAAUCCCGAGAAUUUUAUACCCCACAAAUAUAUCCAAAUUUUCGGGUGCACAACAAGAAAAUCCUGUCAUCGAAGGAAACAAUUUAUUAUCCAGAUCAGGUGGACAACAUGCAUGGUUAUCCAAUUCGUUUGGGAAUCAACAAGGACAGUACCAGAGCCUAUGUCAUGAAGGAAACCAACAAUCGAUAUAUUUUAAGUGGACAUGUUGGGUCGUUCUUUGAAGUCUUUACGAAAAUUCACAAUGCAUCGGUGGAACUACCCCACUACAGAAAUUCCACUGAAGCAAAUCAUUUCGUGUUAGAAGAUUUAGUUAAUAAUGGCACCUACGAUAUGUCCAUGGAAUUGACUUUUAAUUUGUAUAUCAACGAUAUGGUCUAUAGUGACACCUACGACUAUAUGGAUUGGUGUAUUAUGGUGCCAAUGGAAAAUCCAGUGCCUGCAUAUCUAUUCUAUAUAAAAGUUUUUGAUGGUGUUUCAAUUGGGGUCAUUUUCUGCAUGGUCUUUGUUUUGACAUUUCUUGUGGCCUUGACAUACUGGCUAGAGGAUGUUGCCGUCUAUUGGCUGGAUAUGUGGUUCAAUAUUUACAUUUUUAAUGGUAUUUUGGGUCAUCCAUUCAAAAUGGAAACGAACUUUAAAGGUGUUCGGAGUUUCCUGUACUUACUCACCUGUUUCGGAGGCAUCAUUAUAAAUUCCAGUUUUGCCACGUAUCUUCAGACAUUCAAAGCUCAUCCACCCACCGAGAAACCGAUAACAACUAUCGAUGACAUACGCAGCUCGAAACUGAAAUUGGCUGUUUAUGCGGAAGAAUUCGGCCUACUACUCAAAUACAAUAAUGACACCGGGUAUGAGGAUAUAGCUUAUAGGAUAUCCUCAUACAACGAUUAUUACAAGUUACGUGAUAGCUUUGACACUCGUUAUGUGUAUCCAGUUCCGUCGGCUCAAUGGUCUCAAUAUGAACAGCAACAGAAAUUCUUUGCGAAACCAAAAUUUCGUCUUUCCGAUAUGUGUUUCGUUGAACGUCUUGGACUUAUGAUACCAAUGCAAGCCAAUUCGCCUUUCGAAGAAUCCAUUAACUUCAUGGUUGGUAUUAUCAAUCAAGCUGGCCUCAUCAAAUAUUGGAAGAGUAUGGAAUUUUUGGAAUCUCUUCAGAGGAAACGUUUACAGUUAUUUGAUUCCAGCACCGUUAAAACUUUUGAAGUGAUGAAAUUUGAAGAUAUCAAACUUUUGGGUUAUUUAUAUGCCAUAUUAAUAGGCUCGUCGUGUCUGUGUUUCAUUAUAGAAAUUCUCUUUAUCAGCCACCUAAGAGCUGCCUGUAAGCAACUUGAGGACCUUAUUCCUUCUUUUCAUCUUAUCGCAAAUAGCGGUGGCUUGCGCGGAAGACUUAAAUAA
This is a messenger RNA of Musca vetustissima, 1869 nucleotides long. RefSeq lists its product as uncharacterized. Bases 1 to 1869 code for a protein of 622 amino acids. NCBI's taxonomy places the organism in Eukaryota, Metazoa, Arthropoda, Insecta, Diptera, Muscidae. The record is from RefSeq and is a predicted model, not a curated record. The transcript has 2 exons.